AUGGCUCCCCCUUACCGCUGCAGCAGCCACCGGAGCCUGGCGGGAGGCCGUACGGCGUUGCCGGGCUCGCUGCUCUUCGCCGCCGGGCUGGUGGGCAACGUGCUGGCGCUGGGCUUCCUUUGGCACCACCAGCUGCGCGCCCGGCUGUUGCGCGGGGGCCGCCCGGCGCGGGCUUCGCCUUUCUACCUGCUGGUGAGCGCGCUGGCCACCACCGACCUGCUGGGCAAGUGCCUGCUCAGCCCCAUCGUGCUGGCCGCCUACGCCCGCAACCGCAGCCUCAGCGAGCUGUGGCCGUCGGAAGGAGGAGGAGACGCGGGCGAGGCGUCGCCGGGCAAGCUGUGCCAAAUCUUCGCCUUCCUCAUGGCCUUCUUCGGCCUGGCGCCCACCGCCCUGCUGCUGGCCAUGGCGCUGGAGUGCUGGCUGUCGCUGGGCCGCCCCUACUUCUACGAGCGCCACACGAGCCGCCGUCUGGGCGCCCUCCUCACCGGCGCCGCCGUGGCCCUGUGCGCCCUCGUGUGCGCCCUGCCGCUCCUCGGCUUUGGCCGCGCCGUCCAGUACUGCCCGGGCACCUGGUGCUUCAUCCGCAUGGCCGGCGCCGGGAGCCGCUACUCCGUCGUCUACGCCAGCCUCCUGGGCCUGCUGGUGCUGGCCGUCGGCCUCUGCAACGUGGCCAGCAUGCGGAGCCUCUACGGCAUGGCGCGCCGCCAGCCCCCCCGCACCGGCUCCGUGGCCGGGGCUCCUCCGCCGGGCGCCAAGAAGCUCUCGGGCGUUUUACGCGCCGGCCGCAUGGAGGAGCUGAGCCACCUCGUCCUCCUGGCGCUCAUGACCGUCACCUUCGUCGUCUGCUCCCUGCCCGUGAUCAUCCGUGCUUACGUUGGAGCAUUUGCCCCAGAUCAGAAUGAGGAUGCUGACCUCAUGGCCCUCCGUUUUUUCUCUGUGAACUCCAUCGUCGACCCCUGGGUCUUCAUCAUCUUCCGGACUUCUGUGUUUCGCACCUGCCUCCACCGGGUCUCGAGAAAGCUGAGUUCAAAGAGAGGCCCGCAUUCUCAGCUCCUGGAAACGACAUCACGGAAGGAUUCAGGGCAGCUGCAAUGAGAGCGCGGCUUUCUUCCAUUUCCUGGAGGGGGAGCUGACAUCGUUGGACGUCCAGCUGGUCUGUGGAACGGCCCAAAGCG
This is a messenger RNA of Heteronotia binoei (common prickly gecko), 1175 nucleotides long. It is a transcript of the gene PTGDR, whose product is annotated as prostaglandin D2 receptor. Gene Ontology annotation, cellular component: plasma membrane. Lineage: Eukaryota; Metazoa; Chordata; Lepidosauria; Squamata; Gekkonidae. Bases 1 to 1095 code for a protein of 364 amino acids. Gene Ontology annotation, molecular function: prostaglandin D receptor activity. The record is from RefSeq and is a predicted model, not a curated record. The transcript is spliced from 2 exons. Gene Ontology annotation, biological process: inflammatory response; positive regulation of cytosolic calcium ion concentration; G protein-coupled receptor signaling pathway.